AUGAGCCAACAAUGUGUCCUUUCUGUGAAAAAGGAGCAGGCAGAGCCUGAAGGCACAGAAGUUGCUGACAAGGCUGCCUACCUGAUGGGUCUGAACUCAGCUGAUAUGCUCAAGGCCCUCUGCUACCCCCGAGUCAAGGUGGGGAAUGAAUAUGUGACCAAGGGCCAAACGGCACAGCAGGUGCACAAUUCUGUGGGUGCUCUGGCAAAGGCACUCUAUGAGAGAAUGUUCCUGUGGAUGGUUGUUCGCAUCAACCAGCAGCUGGAUACGAAGCAGCCCAGGCAGUACUUCAUUGGUGUCCUGGACAUUGCUGGCUUYGAGAUCUUUGAUUUCAACAGCUUUGAGCAGCUGUGCAUCAACUUCACCAAUGAGAAACUGCAACAGUUCUUCAACCACCACAUGUUCGUGCUGGAGCAGGAGGAGUACAAGAAGGARGGMAUUGAAUGGACAUUCAUUGAUUUUGGGAUGGACCUGGCUGCCUGCAUCGAGCUCAUUGAGAAGCCCAUGGGCAUCUUCUCCAUCCUGGAAGAGGAGUGCAUGUUCCCCAAGGCAACUGACACCUCUUUCAAGAACAAACUCUAUGAUCAGCACCUGGGCAAGUCCAGCAACUUCCAGAAGCCCAAGCCUACYAAAGGCAAGGCUGAGGCUCACUUCUCCCUGGUGCACUAUGCUGGAACAGUGGAUUACAACAUCACUGGCUGGCUGGAGAAGAACAAGGACCCUCUGAAUGAAACUGUCAUUGGGCUGUAUCAGAAAUCAUCUGURAARACGCUGGCUUUACUUUUUGCCAACUAUGGUGGAGCAGAAGCAGCGGAGGCAAGUGGUGGUGGCAAGAAAGGUGCCAAGAAGAAGGGUUCUUCAUUCCAGACUGUCUCAGCACUUUUUCGGGAGAACUUAAACAAGCUGAUGACCAACCUGAGAAGCACCCAUCCCCACUUUGUACGGUGCAUCAUCCCAAAUGAAACUAAAACCCCUGGUGCCAUGGAGCAUGAAUUGGUGCUUCACCAGCUGCGYUGUAAYGGUGUGUUGGAAGGGAUCAGGAUUUGCAGGAAAGGAUUUCCCAACAGAGUCCUGUAUGCAGAUUUUAAACAGAGGUACAAAGUACUAAAUGCCAGUGCUAUCCCAGAGGGACAGUUCAUUGACAGCAAGAAGGCUUGUGAGAAACUUCUUGGAUCCAUUGAUAUAGACCAUACUCAAUAYAAAUUUGGUCACACUAAGGUGUUCUUCAAAGCUGGGUUGGUGGGCCUCCUGGAGGAGAUGAGGGAUGAGAAGCUGGCACAGCUCAUCACCCGCACACAGGCCAGGUGCAGGGGCUUCCUGAUGAGAGUGGAGUACCAGAAAAUGGUGGAGAGGAGAGAGUCCAUCUUCUGCAUCCAGUACAAYAUCCGUGCRUUCAUGAAUGUCAAACACUGGCCAUGGAUGAAGCUGUUCUUCAAGAUCAAGCCCUUGCUGAAGAGUGCAGAGUCUGAGAAGGAGAUGGCCAACAUGAAACAAGAGUUUGAGAAAACCAAGGAAGARCUUGCAAAGUCUGAGGCAAAGCGGAAGGAGCUGGAGGAGAAAAUGGUGAAAYUGGUSCAGGAGAAAAAUGAYCUGCAGCUCCAAGUACAGUCUGAAGCUGAUGCCUUGGCUGAUGCUGAGGAAAGGUGUGACCAGCUCAUCAAAACCAAAAUCCAACUGGAAGCCAAAGUCAAGGAAGUGACUGAAAGGGCUGAGGAGGAAGARGAAAUUAAUGCUGAACUGACAGCCAAGAARAGGAAACUGGARGAUGAAUGUUCAGAGCUGAAGAAAGAUAUUGAUGACCUUGAGCUAACACUGGCCAAGGUGGAGAAGGAAAAACACGCCACUGAAAACAAGGUGAAAAAYCUGACGGAGGAGAUGGCAGCCCUGGAUGAGACCAUUGUGAAGCUGACAAAAGAGAAGAAAGCCCUCCAAGAGGCCCAUCAGCAGACCCUGGAUGAUCUGCAGGCAGAAGAGCAGAAGCUGGAGAAGGAGAAGAGUGAGAUGAAGAUGGAGAUUGAUGACUUGGCCAGUAACAUAGAGUCUGUCUCCAAAGCCAAGGCAAACCUGGAGAAGAUGUGCCGCACUCUAGAAGAUCAGUUGAGUGAAUAUAAAACAAAGGAGGAGCAGAAUCAGCGCAUGAUCAGCGAUCUUAGUGCUCAAAGAGCUCGUCUGCAGACAGAAUCUGGUGAAUAUGGACGCCAGGUAGAGGAAAAAGAUGCUUUAAUUUCUCAGCUGUCUAGAGGGAAACAGGCUUUCACCCAGCAGAUUGAAGAACUGAAGCGGCAACUAGAAGAAGAGAUAAAGGCCAAGAAUGCCCUGGCCCACGCCCUGCAGUCCGCUCGCCAYGACUGUGACUUGCUCCGGGAACAAUAUGAGGAGGAGCAGGAGGCCAAGGGGGAGCUGCAGCGAGCCCUGUCCAAGGCCAAUGGUGAAGUGGCCCAGUGGAGAACCAAAUACGAGACGGACGCGAUUCAGCGCACRGAGGAGCUCGAGGAGGCCAAGAAGAAGCUGGCACAGCGCCUGCAGGAUGCAGAGGAACACGUUGAGGCUGUCAAUGCCAAAUGUGCCUCCCUGGAAAAGACAAAGCAGAGGCUGCAGAAUGAAGUGGAGGACCUCAUGAUUGAUAUCAGGAGCAGGAAUGAAGCCCUGAGGCUGAAGAAGAAGAUGGAGGGAGACCUGAAUGAAAUGGAGAUCCAGCUGAGCCAUGCCAACCGUGUGGCUGCAGAGGCACAGAAGAACCUGAGAAAUACUCAGGGAGUGCUCAAGGACACUCAGAUUCAUCUGGAUGAUGCUCUCAGGACACAGGAUGAYCUGAAGGAGCAGGUGGCCAUGGUGGAACGCCGAGCAAACCUGCUGCAGGCUGAAAUUGAGGAGCUACGGGCAGCCCUGGARCAGACAGAACGGUCCAGGAAAGUGGCUGAGCAGGAGCUUCUGGAUGCCACUGAACGUGUGCAGCUCCUCCAUACCCAGAACACCAGCUUGAUCAACACCAAGAAGAAGCUGGAAACAGACAUUGCCCAAAUCCAGGGUGAAAUGGAGGAUACGAUCCAGGAAGCCCGCAAUGCUGAGGAGAAGGCCAAGAAGGCCAUCACAGAUUAUGGCUCCUGGGGAUUCCCUUGA
Molecule: messenger RNA, 3120 nt
Organism: Malurus melanocephalus (red-backed fairy wren)
Lineage: Eukaryota; Metazoa; Chordata; Aves; Passeriformes; Maluridae
Product: myosin-7-like
Exons: 23
Coding region: 1-3120 (1039 amino acids)
Cellular component (GO): myosin complex
Molecular function (GO): cytoskeletal motor activity; ATP binding; protein binding
Source: RefSeq, a predicted model, not a curated record